Molecule: messenger RNA, 1398 nt
Organism: Guillardia theta CCMP2712
Lineage: Eukaryota; Cryptophyceae; Pyrenomonadales; Geminigeraceae
Exons: 17
Coding region: 1-1398 (465 amino acids)
Molecular function (GO): Hsp70 protein binding
Source: RefSeq, a predicted model, not a curated record
AUGACGGCGACGAGAAUGCUUGCACUGAGCGCUCUGCUCUCCCUGCUCUUCUCCAUCGAGAACAUCUCAUCUUGCUACGCGUCAGAACUUGGUCAUGUGCCAGAACCUGCCUGGAAUAAUGGUCGUGGAGCACCCGGUUGGAAACAUGUCAGCAGCCUUGCGGGCCCAACUCGAUCCCUGAACAUGAGGCUCCGCGGGGGCGUGGAGUUGGAGGUGAUGGAUGAUGAAGACACGACUUUGAACGACGAAGACGUCAGUGGUGCAGCCAAUGUUGUAGAGAAGAUCCGAAAGAACCCUGAACUUAUCAAUGAUGCAAAACUUGGAUUUCUCCGUGAUUUGAUCAAGGAAUAUGGCGGCAGAAUUCCAACUGAUGACAAGACGUCUGGUGCAGAAAGCAACGAAAGAUCCAAACAGAGUACUCGUGCAGAGGCUGAAGAAGAAGAAGAGGACGAAGAAGAUGACAUGGAGGACGACGAGGACAUUGUUCGUGAAGAAGAUGGGGACGUCAGCGUAAUGCCAGAUAUGGGCGAUCCUACACGAGAGCCUACUGACGACGACUACGCCAAGGUCGCAGAGCUCAAGCCGCAGGCCAUGGAGGCUUCUGGCAAUGGCGACUAUGCAAAAGCAGCAGACCUCUGGACUGAAAUCAUCAAACUUUCGCCAACGGCCAUGGCGUUCGCAUCGAGAGGAAACUGCUUUUUGAAGAUGAAGAAGCCUGUGGCAGCCAAGCGUGACACGGACAAGGCUCUCGAGAUCAACCCUGAUUCUGCUAAAGCCUUCAAGACAAGAGGAAGGGCCUACGCCAUGCUCGGGAAGUGGGUGGAGGCUGUACAGGACCUUGGAACUGGUCAAACAAUCGACUUCGACGAGGACACCGACGAGUUUCGCAAGCAGAUUCAGCCCAAGUCCGACAAGGUUCACGCCAAGGAAGCAAAGCAGAGGCAAAAGCAAUUGAAGAAAGAGGAAGAGGAGAAGAGGAAGGAACUUGAGAGGCGCAGAGAAGAGAUGAUUAGGCAGAGAGCUAAGGAGGUGGAGGAGGAGAAUGAAAGGGCUCAGCAGGCUGAGCAGCAGGCAGGGGGGGCCGGGAUGAACGUCCCUCCCGGGAUGGAGAAAAUCUUCAAUGACCCGGAGAUCAUGAUGGCGAUGCAGAACCCAAAAGUGAUGCAGGCCAUGAUGGAGAUGCAAACGGGAGGGCCGGCAGCCAUGGCCAAGUACGCCAACGACCCGGAGAUCAUGAACCUCAUCAUGAAGAUUCAGUCGAAGAUGGGCGGAGGAAAGGGUGGCAUGCCGGGGAUGGGCGGCAUGGGCGGCAUGGGCGGCAUGGGCGGCAUGGGCGGCAUGGGCGGCAUGCCGGGGAUGGGAGGAAUGCCUGGAGGCUUCAAGAUGCCGGGGAUGUAA